Molecule: messenger RNA, 1779 nt
Organism: Oikopleura dioica
Lineage: Eukaryota; Metazoa; Chordata; Appendicularia; Copelata; Oikopleuridae
Source: the annotation of a GenBank genome assembly
AUGGUGCCCAUGAAUGCCAUCGUCGUCUCUGUGUGCGACUUCGUCUACACAAUUCUCCUAAAACUCGACAGGAAAAAGAGACGUAUUUGCCAUGGACAAGAUACUAUCGAUUUUGGCUACCGAGGCCUGCGAGAUCUACCACUCGAGUAUGAGCUGUUUCCGAUUGUCCAACAGGUCAUUUACGAUGACAUGUUGAUACACAUCACUCGACUGUACUUGAACGACUGUCGCCUCACCCGUCUGCCAGACGCCGUGCAAGAACUUCAAUUCAUCCAAGUCCUGUGCCUUGACUCCAACUACUUCAGAAAUAUUCCACCCCAAGUUACAAGCCUACAAUAUCUGAGCGUGUUCUACAUGAACGACAACAACCUAAACAGUCUGAAAACAUCGACGCUCCGCAAGUGCCCUUCACUCAAAUCUCUAUGGCUGGAAAAGAACAAUUUGAAAAGCAUCCCCGGCGACCUCCAUCGUCUCGAGUCGCUGACCUAUCUUCACCUGGUUACAUUUCUCCCCAAGCUCACUAUUCUUGACCUCGAAAAUAAUGAAAUCACCUAUUUGCCCCGGACCAUCAGCGCGAUGCCCGAGUUAACAUCGCUGCUAGUCGACUACAACAAAAUCUUGGACAUGCCCGAGCUCCCAAAAGGAAUCAGAAAACGCUGCCGCCCAAUCAAAUUGGAAACGGCGGAGGAAAUCAUUUCAAAAUCGCCUGGAAAAGCGACCGUUUUUCUUCCUUGGGUAAAAUCUGUGGGCAGUUUUCACGAGUCUUUCGUCAGAUCUCCUGCUGAAGAAAGAAUCCAGGAAAGAAGCAAUUCCAUAGAACUUGAGCUUCAAAAGCCAGCUGAAGAAGAAAUUAAAGGAGACAUUUUACUAGCGGAAGAAGACAAGUUUGAGGCAGAAACGCCGUUAUCCGACACUUCAGAUUUCUUCACCGAAGCGAUGGAAAGGUCUCAAAGACGACAUUCCAUCAACGACGUGGGUCUCACUAUGACCACGGAAGAGUGGUCCGAUGAAAUCCUCGCUUUACAAAGCAUUUAUGAAGAAAUAGAUGUUUUGUCGGACAAGUGUAUUGAGAUCAAUUUCAAGGGGGAAGAAAGCUCGCUAGAAGCAUCACUGAGGGUAGAAAUUGCCGCUGACUAUCCCCUCCACUGCCCUGCUGUAUCUGUGCAGGCGUUCUUUUUGCAACGUGAAGAAAAGAGCGCUCUCAUCAAAGAAUUAGAGGAUAUGUUUUCAUCUGGAGAGCCAAUUGUCUUUGAGUGGGCGGAGAAAGUUCGAGAGAUACUAACCUUGGCCGAUGGUGAGAGAGCCAAGAAAUCUAGAGAGGCAGCUUCCUUGGAAUACCAAAAGAGUGAGAAGCCGGCUGAGAAAAUUGAGGACCCGCUCAUCAGCGAUAUCGCAAUCGUCGCCGGCGAGACAAUUAUCGAUCGCAAGUCCACUUUCCAGCCCUUUUAUGCAAAAGUUAAUACAGUAGCCGAAGCGCUCAGAUUUCGAGAAAAACUCCUUCAAAAUCGAAAAAUUGCGUCGGCUACUCACAACAUGUUUGUUUAUAAAGUCAACGAAAAUGGAAUAGUCAAGUCAGAUGCUGAUGAAGAUGGAGAGAGUGGAGCAGAGGGUCGAAUGUUGCAUCUCGUGGACAUAACGGGCGCAAUGAACAUCGCCGUGAUCGUGACUCGUUGGUACGGAGGAAUUCACCUUGGAGGCGACCGAUGGAAGCACAUCAACAACUGUCUGCGCCAGAUUCUGGAAGACAAUGGUCAAAUAAAUCGGUCAAAGAAACCCUGA